AUGAUCUUCUCUGCGCUUUUUGUGUCUCUCGCUCUGCUCGUCAGCUCUGUCCUCGGCGCCCCAAACCGUCUCUUGUCCGUCGAGAGAUACGAUGGGGAAACCUCUGGUCGAUACAUUGUCACGUUGAAAGCUGACACUGUCAAGUCGGACCAUCUUUCAUGGGUCAAUGAAGCUGCUGGUGCUGGUGCGAACAUCACCCACGACUGGAACCCAGACUUCGUCAACGGUUAUGCCGCCAACUUGGAUGACAAUGCUUUGAGAACCCUUCGCGCCUCCCCCGACGUCGAGAGUAUCGGCGAAGAUGGCGUCGUGUCCAUCAAGGUGACGGAAACAAAUGCUCCAUGGGGCAUCGCCAGACUAAGCUCGACGUCUGCGAUUAGCGGAUCUGAUACCGCGAACUCGUACACAUACACAUACAACAGCGCAGCUGGCAGUGGAGUUGACAUUUACGUUAUCGGUGAGCCAGCGGCUCUUUCGGACUUCGGCGGCCGUGCUCGGUGGGGGGCUACCUUCGGCGGCUACGCUGAUGCUGAUGGUAAUGGUCAUGGAACUCACGUCUCUGGCACUGCUGCGGGCACUCGUUGGGGCGUCGCUAAAGCGGCAAAUUUAAUUGCAGUGAAAGUGCUUAGUGACUCUGGAUCUGGCUCCGUCUCGGACAUUGUCUCUGGCUUGGAUUGGGUCGCCACGCAAGUCUCAUCUUCAGGCAGACCAUCUAUUGCGACUCUAAGCUUAGGUGGCUCCGCCUCGACCGCACUGGAUAACGCCGUCACUUCGCUCGUCAACCAAGGUAUCCAUGUUACAGUCGCUGCCGGAAAUUCGAAUACGGAUGCCAGUAGCUCCAGCCCUGCACGCGCUACCGCAGUCAACACUAUCGGAGCUACUACGAUUGCCGAUGCUCGCGCCAGCUACUCGAAUUACGGCUCCGUCGUAGACAUCUUCGCGCCAGGAACUGAUGUCACUAGCAGCUGGAUCGGCAGCACCACCGCUACGAACACCAUCUCCGGUACUUCCAUGGCCACUCCACACGUCGCUGGUCUGCUCGCCUACUUGAUCAGCGUCAACGGCAACAGCUCUCCCGCAUCCCUCACUUCCACGCUCAAGGGUUUGGGUCUCAGCGGGGUAUUGACUGGAAUCCCAUCUGGAACUGUAAACCUCCUGGCUCAUAAUGACCAAUGA
Messenger RNA from Heterobasidion irregulare TC 32-1, 1176 nucleotides. RefSeq names its product serine protease S8. The record is from RefSeq and is a predicted model, not a curated record. Bases 1 to 1176 code for a protein of 391 amino acids. Gene Ontology annotation, biological process: proteolysis. The transcript is spliced from 13 exons. NCBI's taxonomy places the organism in Eukaryota, Fungi, Basidiomycota, Agaricomycetes, Russulales, Bondarzewiaceae. Gene Ontology annotation, molecular function: serine-type endopeptidase activity.